AUGCAAGUCCGGAAGGCCAAAUCGGAGAAGUCCUUGGUGCCAGGAUGGAUCAUGGAGAGGAGCAGCCUGCACGCGGAGGUGCAAUCUCUGAAGGAGCAGCUCUUCGAGGAGCGGCGGCUUUCAAACGACAGCCAAAGCUCGGCGCAGCUGGCGCUGGCGGCACUGCAGGAAGAGUUGCAGAUGGACCGCGAGAAGCUGAAGACCAAGCUGACCCUUCAGAGGGCCUACCUGCAGGCCGAGCUGACCACUCAGGACACGCAGAGGGGCAAAGCUGAGCAAGCCCUGGAAGUACUGCGGAAGCGGUGGAUGGACCGGCUCUUCAACCCGCGUUUGAAGCGCAAAGCCUUCCGGGGCUGGGCACGAGCUUUCAGAGAAACUGCGGAGGCGGUGUCCAUGCUUUCACAGGCGCCGCCGGACUCCCCCCGAAGGCUUCGCUUUCUCAUUGAAGAUGCGGAGCGCGACAGCUUCUCUCGGCAGUUCGAGCAGUGGCUGCAGGAGGACGAAGACAGCGACGACCCGCGCACGGAGCAGGAGCAGAUCAUUGAUACGCGGAGCCUCUUGAAGGACCAGGCGAAGGAGGCGAUUUCCACCAUGACAAAGGCCAUGGAGGACGCCAACGCGUCUCGGCAGUCAUUGGAGCGCGAUUGUGGGUGGUAA
Molecule: messenger RNA, 657 nt
Organism: Effrenium voratum
Lineage: Eukaryota; Dinophyceae; Suessiales; Symbiodiniaceae
Source: the annotation of a GenBank genome assembly